AUGUUUCAGUUACAUGGAAGUCCAGGAGAUUAUGCAUGGGGAGCUCAUGGUUUUGAUUCUAUUAUAUCACAGCUUUUGAAUCAGUUAGAAGGUUCUGGUGCACCUCCUGCCCCUGAAGAAAAAAUAGAAAAUCUGCCCAAAGUUAAAAUAAACCAAGAACAAGUUGGUAAAACUUUACAAUGCUCAGUUUGUUUUGAUGAUUAUUCAUUAGGAGAAGAAGUAAAUAAAUUACCUUGUGAACACCAUUAUCAUCCACAAUGUAUUAUACCUUGGUUAAAAUUACAUGGCACAUGUCCUAUUUGUCGUAAAGAUUUAAAUGGUGAAGUUGUUGAAAUAAAAGAUAAUGAUAUGCCACCAGAUUCACCUUUUUGA
Messenger RNA from Lottia gigantea (owl limpet), 372 nucleotides. RefSeq lists its product as hypothetical. The record is from RefSeq and is a predicted model, not a curated record. The coding region runs from base 1 to 372 and encodes 123 amino acids. Gene Ontology annotation, biological process: protein ubiquitination; positive regulation of DNA-templated transcription; ubiquitin-dependent protein catabolic process. Lineage: Eukaryota; Metazoa; Mollusca; Gastropoda; Lottiidae. The transcript is spliced from 4 exons. Gene Ontology annotation, molecular function: ubiquitin protein ligase activity. Gene Ontology annotation, cellular component: nucleoplasm; cytoplasm.